CAAAAUGCUUAUACACUGAAGAUUUGUUAAGACAAAUGAUUAAAAAGUAUUCAUUUUUAGCAGACAUCUCAAGUGUUGGAAGAUUCAGGUUUUCACUUACAGAAGUGCAGUGAAUAUGUGAAAAUUAUUUGAUAAAUAACGUUAAAAUAACGUAUCAUUAAAACCAUGGCUCCACGUCCUCGCAGUGCCCAAACUUUGGACGACAGACGUUCACGAGGUACUCGAUCCUACCGCUGCCGAGUCUGUCGGGGAAUCCAUCCUCUACGGAAGUGCCACCGUUUCCUGAGGCUCCGCACUGAGAAGCGGCUCCGCGCCGUUAUCAUAAAUAAAUAUUGUGCAAAUUGCCUGGCCCACCAGCAUUCCGAAGGAGUAUGUCGCAGCGGAGACACGUGCAAAAAGUGUGGGCAGGACCACCACACGCUGCUCCAUUUGCGCGAAUCUUCCGGUUCGCGCUGCCGAUCAAUUUCUCCGCUCCGACCCUCGAUGACGUCACCACGACCUUCAGCUUCCGGUUUACGCUCGCCAAGUCCAACGCCAAGCUCGCGGAACCAUUCCCGGUGUUCAGACCAGUUCGACCAGCCAACUGCAGCUCCAUCUGUGGCGUCUCUGUUGCAGCAUCGGAGUGUGCAAAUCAUCCCGACGGCCAUCGUGGUUCUCGACACGGGAACCAAUAAGUACGAGGCGGGGGCCCUGAUCGACCCGUGCACACCAGUGAGCACCAUCGACCAGUCGCUGGCCGCGGCGUUCGGCCUUUCCACUACGAGCGUCGGAGACGAGACGGUCUGUUUGGCGACGAUAAGGUCACGGACGGGCACCUUCAGAAUCGACGUGGUGCUGAACGUUAGACCCAACUUCCGCACUCGCACUCCAAUCCGCGCCCUAGCCGACGAUGUUCGCGCUAAGUUCAACGAUAUCCGCCUCGCUGACGAACAAUUUCAUCGACCGGCGACUAUAUCCCUGGUGUUGGGCUCGGACGUGUAUCGUGACGUCAUCCAGCCCGGGUUCCUGAAUCUGGAUGAGGGGUUGCCUGUGGCACAAAGCACUGUGUUCGGCUGGAUUGUCUCCGGAUCAUGUCGACAGUCUUAAGGUGCCCGACGAGGUCUGAUUUGGUUGCUACGUUUGUCGUCGCAAGGGGGUGAGAAUGUCCGCGCCAAGGAGGCGUUACUGUGAACGAUUAGUGGUUAACAGACGAGAGCAGUUAUGUCCAGAUGGGCUCUCAUUUCGCUCUCGGACUGUUAACAGUCUCCACCCCCGCUCUCCUAACAUUAGAUUUAAGCUCAAGCUGUUAGUUCUAAGUUACCACUCCAAGA
Drosophila subpulchrella is the source of this 1310-nucleotide messenger RNA. RefSeq lists its product as uncharacterized. Lineage: Eukaryota; Metazoa; Arthropoda; Insecta; Diptera; Drosophilidae. The record is from RefSeq and is a predicted model, not a curated record. The transcript is spliced from 2 exons. The coding region runs from base 166 to 1086 and encodes 306 amino acids.